Messenger RNA from Nylanderia fulva, 1995 nucleotides. RefSeq lists its product as uncharacterized. NCBI's taxonomy places the organism in Eukaryota, Metazoa, Arthropoda, Insecta, Hymenoptera, Formicidae. The record is from RefSeq and is a predicted model, not a curated record.
AAAUGACUCCGGUCUACCUUCCACGGAGUCACAGAACUGAGCGGCAUCGCAGAAGCCGACAUGAAUCCUCUGAUCGCGUGUAUGAUAGUCGGUCUGGCUGGGUUCGCCCUGGCUGAGCCGCCUUCCGGCUACAAUUACAACAGACCGAGCGGCGGUGGUGGCGGCGGCGGCGGUGGUUACUCCUUCGGCGGCGGCGGCGGCGGUGGCUUCUCCUCCUUCGGCGGCGGCGGCGGCGGCGGCUACACCCAGGUGUCUCCCGGCGGACAGACCAACGAGGGUGCAUCCGUGGACAGCGCCCUGCUCGAGCAGAUCCGACAGAUCCUCCUGAAGGAAGAGUCCCAAGGAGGUGGCGGAUUCGGCGGUGGCGGAUUCGGUGGCGGAAUUAGUUCCGGCUACAGUGCCCCGUCCGCGCAAUACGGUGCACCCCCAUCGACGCAAUACGGCGCCCCCAGCUAUCAGACCCGUGUCGUAGGCAUCGAUCUCGAGGGCAUCAGGCAGGCCAUCCAGGUCGCCCAGUUCAACCAAGUCAGCCAAGGCCCCGGAGGUUACCCCAGCGGACCUAGCAGCAGUUAUGGAGCACCCAGCAGACCAUCCGGUAGCUACGGUGCGCCGUUCUAAGGAAUUAUCUUGGGUUGGAUGAUGAGAGAGAGAGAGAGAAAGAGCGAGAAUGAGAGAAUGAGAGAGAGAGAGAGAGAGAGAGAGAGAAUGAUAAUGGCACCGGCCGACGACCACGACUACUUUCCGAGGCGCAGUUGAAAAAUACAUUACGUAAACAGACUACAGAGAAGAUCAGAUACACUUGAAAAAGGGUUAUAAUUGUCUACGCAUCAGAUUCUCUCACGAGGGAUACAUUCCUCAGGCUUGUCAACUCGGAAGGUCGUCGAUACCAGAAGCAGAGUAUCGAGCGAACCCGUUAGUUUCGCUACGGAUCGAGAUUCACAGAGCUGGAUCGCCGAAAACUGGCUAAGUGUUAGCCUUCGAUCAACGCCAGGGAUCCAGCUGGAGGACACGUCAGACGGAAACGUGCGCCCAAAGCAGGAAAUUGGCGAUCCGGGAUGGCGCCUGGUCCGUUGGGGAUCAAAAUAGUCGUCGCUUCAACGGGUCAGGGUCUCCCGGGAACUCGCCAGAGAAGAACUCGCGCAUCGUUUCCGGAGCAACAUCUCGUCCGGACCCCGGACUUGUCGGGAAUCCAAUAAGUCGUCGCUCGGACAAGACGGGGUCCGCGGGAAUGAUGUGAAUAUAUGUGGCCAGUUUAUUUUCCUUUUUUUUUCCUUUUUUCGAGGAAGACUCUCGGUCGCUCUCGAAGUCUCGAGCGCAGUCGGCGCGGUGCCGAAAAGUCUAUCGUACCAAAAUCGCAUCAAUCGUCGCGGUCAUCGAUGUCAGUCUCGCGCGAGACGCGAGGAUCAGUGAUAACGUAAGGAGGAGGCGAGCGCGAUCGCUGACACAGACACACAUAUCACACAUUCUUUCCGACAUUUCGUCGGGACAUUCAUAUAUAGAACGAGGAGGAAGAAGAAGGAGGAGGCCGACAAGCCGAAGACGUGAUCGGCGCGAUCAGCGCCUUGUAAAUAAAAUUUCUACACAAGAUCGCUAUAUCGCGGCGUCCGCUGCGUAAUUCGGUUCGGCUCUUCCAAUCUUGAAGACCUUGAGGAGAGCCGAUGGGAAUCCGUGGGAAGGUCCUGCGAAGGCUGAUAAAAAAAUCGGAGAAUUCCUGAAAAGAGGAUAAGGUCGAUUGGAAGACUAAAUCGGCCUCUAUCUGUCCGCGAGAAGACUCGGAGCGGAGGUUCGCCGUAAAACCGGAAGGGUGGAGCCUUAUUAAGGAGCGGACGCCGCCGUGUCGGGCGACACGUAUACGCGAAGCCACGAAUACACACUAUUUUUUUUUAUACCUACAUUUUAACGCUCUACAUCCUUAACCACGCAUCUUUUUGUACUUGUAUAAAGGCUUUUUUGUAGAAAAAAGAAUAAAAAAAAAGAACGUCGCCACCGUUAAAA